AUGCGCCCUUCUCAUUCUGUAGCACAAUGCGCAUUGGUGCUCUGUUUCCUUUUUCCAUCAUCAGUUGAGCAUGAACCACCAGAAGAAGAUGUAUGUAAUGAACGGUCAUGUUAUCCUGCAACUGGCAAUCUUCUAAUUGGACGGAAGAAAAGUCUCAGUGCAACGUCAACAUGUGGUUUACAUGGUCGACAACGUUAUUGUAUUGUAUCACACUUAGAAGAGCAAACAAAAUGUUUUUAUUGUGACAGUAGAACAGAGUGGAAACCAAAUCGGGAGCCAUAUAAAUUGAGUCAUAGGAUUGAAAAUGUAGUUUCGGAGUCAUAUGAAGAUCGUAAUAGGAAUUGGUGGCAGUCAGAAAAUGGCGUACAAAAUGUUUCAAUACGGCUGGAUCUCGAAGCUGAAUUUCAUUUUACUCAUUUGAUCAUAACAUUCAAAUCUUUUCGUCCCGCUGCUAUGAUUAUUGAACGUUCAGCUGAUUAUGCAAAGACAUGGACUCCAUAUAGAUAUUUUGCAUACGAUUGUCAAAAUACCUUCCCAAACAUUCCUGAAAGACCCCCGAAAAAACAUACAGAUGUCAUUUGCACAAGACGGUACAGCGAUGUUGCUCCUUCUACGGGUGGCGAAUUAGUCUACAAAGUAAUCUCACCACAUAUUCCGACGGAAAAUCCAUAUGCUGAUGAGAUUGCAAAUUUAUUGAAAGUGACGAAUAUUCGAAUCAAUUUCACUAAGCUUCAUACACUUGGUGAUGAUUUGUUGGAUUACAGACCAGAAAUAGAUGAGAAAUAUUAUUACGCCAUCUAUGAAUUGGUCGUUCGUGGGUCAUGCUCUUGCUAUGGUCAUGCUCAGCGUUGCAUACCAAUGGAUAAUGCUGCCCGAGUUUCUGUUCCUUAUAGGGCUGAUAUGGUACAUGGACGAUGUGAGUGCACUCACAACACAAAGGGAUUAAAUUGUGAACAGUGCAUGGAUUUCUUCAAUGAUUUACCGUGGCGUCCAGCGAUUGGUGAUGACUCAAACGAAUGCAAACGAUGCGAAUGCAACGGUCAUGCAGCAAGGUGUCAUUUCGAUCGUGCAGUCUAUCAAGCUUCUGGAUUCGUAUCAGGCGGAGUGUGUGACGAAUGCUUGCACAAUACUCAAGGCAAAAACUGUGAGCAGUGCAAGCCAUAUUUCUAUCGGAAUCCGGAUCGACCAAUUACUGAUCCAUACGUUUGUUUACCCUGCAAAUGUGACAAGACUGGUUCCUUAAAUGAUGGAAUCUGUGAAGGUGAAGAAGAUUCAGAGCGGGGCCUUGUUGCUGGCAAGUGCUACUGUAAAUCGAAUGUUGAAGGGCCAUGGCAAGUUUCUAAUUUUGGGGCUAUUCCGGAUAGUAACUUUCGGUGUGACCAUUGUAAAAAUGGAUUUUGGAAAUUGACAGCUGACGAUCCAAAUGGUUGUCGUCCAUGUAGUUGCGAUUUAUUAGGCUCAUUCAACAAUGAGGGAUGUAAUAAGCAAACUGGCGAAUGCCUUUGCAAACAGCUUGUUACUGGUGAUGCCUGUGACAAAUGCUUGCCGGAGCAUUACGGACUAAGUGAUGAUCUAUACGGCUGUAAACCUUGUGAUUGUGAUUUGGGUGGAUCAGUUGAUAAUCACUGUGAUGUUAUUACCGGACAAUGCAAAUGUAGGAGAAACUUUAGCGGUCGACGUUGUGACACUGCCGAAAGUGCUUAUUAUUGUCCAUCUAUUAAUCAUUAUACAUUGGAAGCAGAGGAGGCAGAAAUUACUGAUGGACAAAUCGAAUUCAGAGAGCUUCCAGUAUUUGUAAGAGAUCAUACAUGGACAGGCGAUGGCUUUGUUAGAGCCAGUGAACAUACUCAAUUAGUAUUCAAAAUUGACAACCUUGCUCAAAGCAUGCAUUACAAUAUCAUUAUCAAAUAUGAACCAAUGCAAGAUGAUAUUGGGUGGGAAAAUAUACAAUUAACAGUUGUACGGCCUACAGAUCCAUCAGUCGAUGGAGUCUGUAAGAAUCUUUCACCUUCGGAUGAUUUCUUAACUGCAAAAUUUCAUCCUAAUUCAGGGUACGUUGAGGUUGUGCCGGAUGUUUGUUUAGAAGCUGACGUUCCAUACGAAAUUCUUGUGCAAAUGGGAGAAAAGCGAACUAAAGUAAGCGACAGAACAGCUACUGUACUCAUUGAUUCAAUAGUUCUUGUCCCACCUACCGAAGAACUUUUCAUUUCACAAGGAAUUUCUGCUGACAAUCAUCACAGAGUGGAGUACGAGCGCUCUCAGUGCAGAACACAACAGUUAUCUUUAACGCCGAUAUCAGAUUUGCCAGACGUAUGCGUUCGCUAUAUUUGUCCAGUCGCAGCAAUGUUAUUAAAUCGUAGUUUGGAAUGUGAAUGUGAUGCUACAGGUUCACGUUCCGGAAUAUGCUCCGGCAAGGGUGGGCAAUGCGAUUGUAAACCGAAUGUUAUUGGAAGAAGGUGCGAUCGGUGUGCAGUUGGAACAUAUGGUUUUGGUCCUUCCGGUUGUACAUCAUGUGAAUGUGAUAGUGUUGGCUCAUUAAAUAAUAACUGUAACCGCCAAAGCGGCCAAUGUAGUUGCAGGGAACGUGGAAUUACCGGAAGGCAAUGUAAUCAGUGUCAGCCAGGAUUUUGGUCAUUUCCAGAUUGCCGUGUCUGCCAGUGCAAUGAUCAUGCUUCCAUAUGUGAUCAGAAAACUGGAGCUUGUAUUGAUUGUCUUGACCUUACUGAUGGUUAUUAUUGCGAUCAUUGCAAGGAUGGUUAUUAUGGUGACCCACGACUUGGUAUCAAUUUGUCAUGUAAGCCAUGUCCUUGUCCUGGUGGUCUGGAUAGUGGUUUCCAACAUGCAGAUACAUGCUAUCUUCGUCCUAGUGAACAUUCGGAAGCUCCUGAUGUAGUUUGUAACUGCAGAAUAGGAUAUACUGGUGAACGCUGUUCUUCAUGUGCGGUAAAUCAUUGGGGAAAUCCGAAUGAAUUAGGUGGGACUUGUGAACCAUGUGAAUGCAAUGGUAACAUUGAUGUGAAUGUCGAAGGAAGUUGUGAUCCAGUGACUGGCGAUUGUAUUAAAUGUCUUCAUAACACGGAAGGUGCACAAUGUGAGGAUUGCAUGGAGGGUUAUUAUGGUGAUGCGAAGAUACGAAGCUGUCAAAAAUGUGUUUGUAACGAUCUGGGAACAAAUAGAACAGCUGGAGCAUGUGAUCGUGUUACCGGCCAAUGUCCAUGUUUACCAAAUGUUAUAGGGAUAGCGUGUGAUUUAUGUGCCGUUCAUCAUUUCGAUUUGGCUAGUGGAAAAGGUUGCGAACCAUGCAAAUGUGAUCCAACUGGUGUUAUUCUUAGUGAUGAUGGUAUGUCUCAAUUGCAAUGUAAUGAAUUGGAUGGACGAUGUUACUGUAAGCCAGGAAGAGGAGGACGUACAUGUUCGGAUUGUGAGGAUUAUCACUGGGGUGAUCCAGCAACUGGUGAAUGUCGUAAAUGUGAGUGUGACCGAAUUGGUUCAGCUACCCAACAGUGUGAUCGUAACAAUGGUUCAUGUAUUUGUUUACCUGGCUCAGGAGGGCCAUUAUGUAAUAUGUGUGCUCGUGGUUAUACCGGUCAAUGGCCACGAUGUCAAGCUUGUGGUGAAUGUUUCCAAAAUUGGGAUGAAAUCAUUCAAGAUUUGAGAAAUCAAGUUGAAGCUCUGAUUGAAACAGCUAAAAACGUUGAAGAUACAGGCGUUGCCUCUGUUUAUGAUAAUGAAUUUGAAAAAAUGGAAAACAGUCUGUUGGAUUUAAAGACACAGCUGGAAUCAGCAAAUAUAACACGAAGGAAUGUGAUUGGGUUGCAAAAUGAAAUUGAUAAACUUCGACAAAAUAUCAAUUUGAAAAAAGAAUUGUUGAAUUCUGUUGGAGGACGUAUAACUGAAAUUUCAAGCAAUGUCGAUGGAGCUGAUUUAGAAUUGAAAUCAUUAGUCGAAGAAGCUGACAGACUUACGGAAAAGUCACAGGCAUUUCAAGAAAAUGCAACAUUAUUACGAGUUACUGACGUACAGGGCGCAUACAAUAUCACUCGGGAAUCAGCUGAAAAAUCAUCUGCUGCAAAGCUGCGCACUGACCAAGCAGAUUUAAAAAUUACCAGUGCUGAAAGCAGUAGACAGGAAGCAAUACAACUGUUGGAUAACAAUCAACUUGAUUUUGAGAAACAGUUCAGUGAAAAUGAAAUGGCUUUGGUACGAAUUGAUAAGCAGCUGGCAAAUUUCGAAACUGUAUUGCCGAUGCUGAAUAGAGACGUUUGCGGUGCAGAAUCAGCUCCUUGUGAUCAACUAUGUGGUGGACCGGGAUCUUGUGGUCAUUGUGGUGGACGGUCAUGUCUUUCCGGUUCUGUGAGCAAAGCCGAAAUGGCGAAAAAGUUUGCUGAUGAAGCAGAUCAAAAGUUAAAUGAGAAGCAGAAAGAAGCAGAAGAGGUUCUUGGUCGUAUACGAGAAAUAUUACAACAAACUUUCAUUACAAAAAACAAAGCUAAAGAUGGCCAUGAUAUUGCUGAAGCGGCAGCUAGACAGGUUGCUUACCUCGAAUUCAUUGAUAAUAACCAACGUUCUAGUCCAGAACAAAUACGAGCAUUAGCUGAAGAGAUAAAAAUGGCAAAAAUAUCUCUUACAUCUGAUCAAAUUGAGGAACUGGCAGAUCAGGUUCGCGAGAGACUGCUUAAUAUCAAUAAUAUUGAUAUUAUAUUGAAUGAAACACGAGGUAAUAAGACAAUUGCUGAAGCUUUACAAAAAUCUGCAGAAUUGGCAAGUAUGCGUGCAGCUGAAAUCAGAAACACUACAACAGUGGUACGCCAAGCCUUACAAAGAGCUGGUACAGCACAGGAAGUAGCUAAAGGUGCGAUAAAGAAUGCAACGGAGCAAGUUAUGGAUGCUCGGAAUGACUUGAAUAGUGCAACCGAUGAGUUACGACUUGUGGAAAUAUCGACAGCAAAAACAAAUGAAACAUUAGUAAAAUUGGAAAGUGCAAUGAAAGAUAUUAAUGUGCAGUAUUUAUCGAUAUCUGAAGAUACGAAAUAUGCAUACGAAGCUGCUGAUAAAGCCAUACGUCAGGCAGAAUUUGCUGAAGUAGCCAGUGAGCAACUCGAGGUUUCGUUUGAAAAAGCUAAAGAACUUUUGUCGUCGCAAAAUAUUGGUAAUGAAUUACCUCAAGCAAGAGCUGAAGAAUUGCGUAAACGAGCAACACAGCUUUUGCAUAAGACACAGCGACACCGUAGCGAUAUCUCACAACUUUCCGCUAACAUGGAUGCAUUUGAUGUGCGCUUAGCGGAUUAUAAUCGUGAACUGAGUGAACUUCAUUCAAGGAUCGAUACAGUUACCACUCAGGUACAUAAACAAAUCGAAUACUACUCAACAUGCGAUAUUUAG
Molecule: messenger RNA, 5382 nt
Organism: Brugia malayi
Lineage: Eukaryota; Metazoa; Nematoda; Chromadorea; Rhabditida; Onchocercidae
Gene: Bma-lam-1
Product: Laminin related. see also lmb- protein 1, putative
Exons: 34
Coding region: 1-5382 (1793 amino acids)
Biological process (GO): substrate adhesion-dependent cell spreading; cell migration; basement membrane assembly
Cellular component (GO): laminin trimer
Source: RefSeq, a predicted model, not a curated record